UGCGGUAGACCAAGCGGUGCAGGACCCUGGGAACAAGGUCGGGAAAGUCUGACUCAGUGACCCUCGGCCAAUAUGGCGGACAUACAAGACGCAAAACAUUAGUAAAAUUUUUAAGAACGCAAUUUCUUCAUUUGUUUACAAAAAAGUGAAAAACAAUGAAGAUCCAGGGAAGUGUAGCGAUUGUAACAGGUGGGGCACAAGGUAUAGGCGAGAAGAUUUGCACGGCGCUACUGGAUAGAGGUUGUAAGGUUGUAAUAUUAGAUGUACAAAGAGAGAAAGGUUGUCAACUUGAAGAGAGAUUGAAAAGACGAUAUGGUUCAGAGAAAGUAAUUUUUAUUACUUGUGAUGUUACAUCAAAGUUUCAAAUGAAAGAUUCCUUUAGGAAAACAAAGGAGACAUUUGGUCAAAUAAACAUUGUGUGCAACAAUGCUGGUAUUCUUGGUCAAAAUGAAUCAGAUGCCUGGGAGAAAGUAGUUGAUGUAAACUUGAAGGGUGUAAUUCUUGGUACAUUUCUUGGUGUUCUCCAUAUGGGUCAGUCACAUGGUGGAAGUGGUGGAGUUAUCAUCAAUGUUGCAUCAAUGGCAGCUAUUUUUCCUAUGGGACCUGACCAGGCUGUAUAUACUGCCACAAAAGCUGGUGUUUGUGGAUUUUCACAGAGUGCAGGGGGUCUUAAAGAUACAGAAGGAAUCAGAGUGAAUUGUAUUUGCCCCAGCUUUACCGAAACUGAGCUGGUAUUGCCAUUACUUGGACAUGGAUUGAGCGGGGAGAAAAAUUUAGAAUAUCGUGACUUGGUUUUGGAACAAGGCUUGAUCAGUCCUGAAUUAAUCGCCAGUGGAGUAAUUCAGCUGAUUGAAAAUGACAACAACAAUGGUGCUGUGAUGAUGGUAACAAAAAAGAGAGGAAUCGAAUUCAUGAGGCCAAGGAAAUCCAGAAAAUCGAAACUUUAAGACUAUUACAGUUGAUCUUUUGUAAAGAGAAAUGUUAUUAAAUGGUAGUCGAAGCCAUGGUUUAUU
Molecule: messenger RNA, 1013 nt
Organism: Orbicella faveolata
Lineage: Eukaryota; Metazoa; Cnidaria; Anthozoa; Scleractinia; Merulinidae
Product: 15-hydroxyprostaglandin dehydrogenase [NAD(+)]-like
Cellular component (GO): cytoplasm
Molecular function (GO): oxidoreductase activity, acting on the CH-OH group of donors, NAD or NADP as acceptor
Source: RefSeq, a predicted model, not a curated record